AUGAAGUUGCUAAGUUGUACCCCGCGUAGCACACCGAACGGGACUGCCAAAGUCACAAUCAACACAAGUACCCAAUACAAGUGCAACACAAGUGCAUCGGCAGAUCCGACGAACUCAGCUACAACCACUAAGGAACGGAACGACAACCGGAUUAAGAUUAGACCUGUAUACCGACAUUCUCAAUGGCAACCUCCUUCAAAAUUCGCAGAAGACGUCGUGACUCGGCAAUUUAAUGUUCUAGCCGACGCCCUAAAAGAUAAUGCUAGUCUGGUUGAAUCGGAAAUCUCCGCCAAGGAAAGAGAGUCGCUAUCACCUUCUUAA
Molecule: messenger RNA, 321 nt
Organism: Necator americanus (New World hookworm)
Lineage: Eukaryota; Metazoa; Nematoda; Chromadorea; Rhabditida; Ancylostomatidae
Exons: 2
Coding region: 1-321 (106 amino acids)
Source: RefSeq, a predicted model, not a curated record